AUGCCAUUUUUUUUCUUUUUCCUUUUUUUAUGUGUUUUUAGUUGUGUUUGCAAGUUUUCAAAACAUACGCAAGAGUAUGGCCAAUGCAUGCUUGGUUUGUAAUCAGCCAAAGGGAUUCUGUCAUAGAUCUGACAGAAGAACUAGAAAUUUCAAAACAAAGAUGGUCGAAGGAUUUCAUCAUUCAAUGAUAAUUGUUUAUUUAUUUCUUACUUUUUUCAUAUACCUUUUUUCACUCAAAGAAAACAUCAUCAGGUGGUGCCCUACUAUUUUAAACAAACCUUGAAGACUCACAUGGAAAUUUGCAUGCAAGCUAUAACGUCUCGCGGCAGAAGUUAUGAUUUUUUUAUAGAGGAUGAGGAUGUCAAGUCGCAUAUUUAUGGAGCUUACUGGAAAGCUUUUGUGCGAGCACACCAGAUAGAGUUUGGUGAUGUUGUUUGUUUUGAGGCUGUAGCUUGGGGUAAUCAGUACAACGUUACAGUGUUUGAUGAAGAAGGAAAUGAGAAGAUUGACAAUCACAGUCCUGGGAUAAUGCUAGUCCCGAACGAUGUUCGUGUGAUUUUCCAAGAUAUUUCUUUCACAGACUUGCGUAGUCUAACCGAUGAUGCUAUCGGAGGGCUUGUCGGCACCCUAUCAAACGACGUAGGGCUGGACAUGACCUUAUUGAUGCGGCAACUGGUGCGCCUGUCGGGAAUCGUCUCGUGCACACGCUAACUUACGAAUAUAUCGAAGAGAAUGAAUUUGUAUGUCUAGAUAAAGUUUUUCUAGGGUUGGCGUUUUUUUAUUUUUUUUCUCUUUUCUUUUUUUGUACCGGUACUCAAAGAAGUUUGUUUAUU
Messenger RNA from Triticum aestivum (bread wheat), 833 nucleotides. RefSeq lists its product as uncharacterized. The transcript has 2 exons. NCBI's taxonomy places the organism in Eukaryota, Viridiplantae, Streptophyta, Magnoliopsida, Poales, Poaceae. Gene Ontology annotation, molecular function: DNA binding. Bases 292 to 711 code for a protein of 139 amino acids. The record is from RefSeq and is a predicted model, not a curated record.